Molecule: messenger RNA, 687 nt
Organism: Daldinia caldariorum
Lineage: Eukaryota; Fungi; Ascomycota; Sordariomycetes; Xylariales; Hypoxylaceae
Exons: 1
Coding region: 1-687 (228 amino acids)
Source: RefSeq, a predicted model, not a curated record
AUGAAAGCAUUCACUUCAACGUUCCGCCAAAGCGGUUCGCGCCUCAUUACUAGCUGUGGCAUGACUUCGCCCCUAUCUCUUAACCCCUCCCCCUUAGCGAAACUACGAACUAUUCCCAAGACCCCCCGCCCAUCUCAGCAAAGACAUACCUCGUGGAUCGCGUGGGAGCAGCCCGACCCUGCGCUCUACAGCCCGCCUCACGUGCCUCUGAGCACUGCGAGCCGGAAAGGAGUCAGCGAUCCUGCUGCCCAAUACCCUUGCAACAUCGUCGAACAGAACACGACCACGACUACGACUACCGAAACAGUCGCCGUCGUCGUCGCGGGAGCAGACAGCCGGGAGAUAUCCCCGUCGGACACCAUCGCCUCCUCGCCCAUCCCAGAGUACACCAGUCCCAGUCCCGUCCCCGUCCCCCAAACCUACCACCAGAAGCGCUCCAUGCAGAUGCACACCGAGAGCCCCGCGCGUCCGCUGCCGCCAACCACCCUCCUCCGCAUCCUCGGCGAAACCGCGACCUGGCCGAGCGACAAGCCCGAGCUCCCGCACCAGCCGCGAGUGCGCAAGUCCUUCGCUUGCGCGCGGGAGAGCAGCGAGUCGCGACGCGGCGAAGCCGCGCAGCGCCGUCUCCGGACUCGGGACGUCCAGGAGCGUCGGGGCGCUAGCGAGAAAUCGGACUACCUAAGGUAA